CCAGCAGUGAGCAGCGAGCGGGUUCGGUGCCCGGCUCAGUCAAUCAGUAGGCGGAGGGGUCUAGUAGGAAGAGGGAGGCGGCGGGGACAAGGGGAUAGCGGCUCCUGUGCGUGCGAGGCGGGGGCCGAGAGCUGGGAGCAGCGCACCUCACUCUAUCGCUGGAUUGUAUAGGAAGAAGCGACGGGCUGUGCUCUGUGCCGGGGAGAAGGAGCAGCUUGGAUGAAAGUUUGCUCGGAUUUCGGUCCAGGGGAACUGAACAGUCAUGUUAAAGUAAAGCAGAAAACUGCUGUACUGAACAUGUUAAGGAGACUGGACAAGAUACGGUUCAGAGGUCAGAAGCGAGAAGAGUUUCCCGACUUGGCCGAGUCUCCAAAUGCUUCCGAUACAGAAUGUGGAGAUGAUUUCCUUCUAAAAAUACCUCGAACUUCGAAAGAGAAUGAAGAGCUAAAGGACCCUGCUGGUUCAGGGACCAUCAUCAUGGCAUCUGGAGUAUCCGAAUUUAACCGGACAGAACUUGACCGACUCAAUGAGAUUAAGGGGCAUCUGGAAAUUGCCUUACUGGAAAAACACUUCCUGCAGGAAGAGCUCCGGAAGCUACGGGAAGAGACUAAUGUUGAAACAAUGAAGCAGGAGCUAGAAAAAGAAAGGAUAAAGAGGCUAGAGCUGGAACAAAAAGUGAAUGAUUUGGCCAAAGCAAGGACUGAAGAAUCUACCGCACAGCAACUAUCAAGGGGACAGUCUCAGAACAAUGGCUCAGAUAAGCCCAGAAAGAAAACCAUGUGCUCCAGAGUUCAAAAAUGGCUUUAUGACCGAUUUGGAGAAUACAUUGAGGAUUUCAGAUUUCAACCAGAAGAGCGCACCGUGGAAACAGAAGAACCAUUGAGUGCAAGGAGGUUAACAGAAAAUAUGAGACGGUUAAAGCGAGGUGCCAAACCUGUUACAAAUUUUGUAAAGAACCUUUCUGCCUUAUCAGACUGGCAUUCUGUCUACACUUCUGCUAUUGCCUUUAUUAUUUACAUGAAUGCUGUAUGGCAUGGCUGGGCCAUUCCUAUGUUUUUAUUUUUAGCUAUUUUGAGGUUAUCCCUAAAUUACCUCAUUGCCAGGGGAUGGAGAAUUCAAUGGAGCAUUGUGCCUCAAGUAUCAGAGCCUAUAGAGCCUCCUAAAGAAGACUUGACGGUUUCUGAGAAGUUUCAGUUGGUUCUUGAUGUAGCGCAGAAAGCACAGAACCUGUUUGGCAAGAUGGCAGACAUACUGGAAAAAAUUAAGAAUUUGUUUAUGUGGGUCCAGCCAGAAAUUACGCAAAAACUGUACAUCUGCUUAUGGGCAGCUUUCAUAGCAUCAUGCUUCUGUCCAUACAAACUGAUUGGACUCUGUAUGGGACUUUAUGCUGGUAUUAAGUUUUUUCUCAUAGACUUUGUUUUCAAACGUUGCCCACGACUUCGAGACAAAUAUGACACUCCUUACAUUAUCUGGACAAAUCUACCCACUGACCCACAGCUUAAAGAACGAACAAAUGCAACUGUAUCAAGAAGGCUGUCAGGGCAUGACAAGAUACAAACCGUGUCUUCAAGAAGUAAUGUAGCCACAGGAGCUCCACAGGGAGUAAGCCGCGAUGAAGAGGGAGGGCGAUAUCAUAGUACAAAAAAGAGCAGUUUUCAUGAGAUCUUCAGUUUAGCUGAAACAGAGCGACCAUUGCCAGCUUGUGAAAAUGGCUGGCGUUGUUGCUUGAUUAACAGAGACAAAAAAAUGCCUACUGACUACAUCAGAAAUGGUGUCCUUUAUGUCACUGAAAACUACUUAUGCUUUGAAAGUUCCAGAUCUGGAUCAUCAAAGAAGAACAAAAUCAUAAAACUAACAGACAUUACGGACAUUCAGAAGUAUAAAGUUCUUUCAGUGCUCCCAGGAUCAGGAAUGGGAAUUGCAGUUUCUACCCCCUCUACUCAAAAGCCACUAGUGUUUGGUGCCAUGGUACACCGAGAUGAAGCAUUUGAAACCCUCUUCAACCAGUAUGUCAAGAUUACAUCCACAGUAGCAAACAAUGACACCUAGGAUCCAUCUUCGUCGUCCUAGCUUUACAGACUUCAUUUUGCCUUCCAUUACUUUGACUUUUUUUGCAAUAACUUUACUGAAUAGGUUAUAUUUUCUGUUACAGAGAGUGAGUGUUUUAUGUUUUGUAUACAUGAAUUUUUCUUGUUUUAAAGCAUCAAUCCUCCCAUUUUUUUAAAAAAAAUGUAAAAAAAACAGGAAAGAGAUUCAUUGUUGUGAAUCCAACUGUGUCCUUGUUUCAUAUAUUUAUUUUUAUAUAUAUAUAUAUUGUGUUUAAUAAUAACUAGAUCUGGCUGUUUUAGACAGGAUAUUUUUUUUCCUGAAAUGAUUAUUGAGGGCUAGAGUUGGUUAGGAAGUAGACUAAAAAUCUACCAUUUCUCAGUCCCAAAAAUCCUCAACCUUCAAAUAACACUUUUAUACUGCCUGGUUUUAGACUGUCCAAUUAAAGAGUGGGUGUUUUUCAAGCAGUAUGGCAGGAAACCUACGUUUGCUCAUAACCUAGGUCCAGUGCUUUAUUUCCAGUAUUUGUAGUAACGAUUGAUGUUGAAAAAAUAGGGAAAUCAUUCUAUAUACAAAAAAAGUCUGCAGUUUUCUCAUCUGUGCUGUGUGUAUGUUUCUCAAAGUCUAGUUGCUCCAUGUAAACUAUUGUCUAAGUGUCUGUUUACUGAGGUGUAAGGCCAGCGCCAUGCCCUAGUUUUUUGGCUGCUUCUUUUAGAGAUGAAGGUUUGUGUGGAAAGUAUGGAUUUUUAUGUCAAUGCACUCCUGAUGCGAUGGAUAAGCAACCUUUUCUGCAUUGGUAUUGUAGUGUCUUAAUUCAUAGAAGUCUGUGUUUUCAGUAAGCUCAUGCCCCUCUUUCAUCCUUCUUACGGAAAAACCGCAUGUUCUCUGAUGGAACCUUAGGGUAGAUGUGCAUAGGCCCAAUGUUCACUUGGAAAAUGAAGCUUCCUGUACUGCCCUAUUGUUGGCUUAAGCCAGCUACCUUUGUCCACAUUUUCUUAUGCCAGUAGGCGUUUAUGAACUGCCACUGAAUUUUGAAGGGCUACAAAUACUCUAACAAGUUACAUCAGACAUGAAAAUAGACUUCUUCAUCCCAGUUCUUGUUAAAAUCAUAAAAUAUGAAGUUCACAUUAUUACUGUCAUCGGAUUGAAGUGUGCUAAACUAAGCCAGUACAGACCUUUUAUUUCACAUAUUUGUCCUGGGACCACAGCAAUAGACCCACAAUUACGUUGGUAAGAAGACUUUCAGAUGACAAAUGGUUGAAUUCGCACUGCAUUUCAGCAGCAUUAAGUUAUAAUUGAUAGGCAGAUGGCUUUUGUUUUUGAAGGUUUUUAGAGACCUGAGUUUACACCUUUGCCUAUAAAUCUUCUAUUAUUUUUUACAUAUUUUUUUAUAGUAAAGAAUGAUAUUCAAAAGCUAAGGAAUCUGCAGGUAGAUGUUAAAUUUGUUUUGCUAUAGUUCCAGAAAUAUGGUGUUAAAGUGUAAAAAAAAAAAAGAAAAA
This is a messenger RNA of Rana temporaria (common frog), 3545 nucleotides long. RefSeq names its product GRAM domain containing 4 (gene GRAMD4). NCBI's taxonomy places the organism in Eukaryota, Metazoa, Chordata, Amphibia, Anura, Ranidae. The transcript has 20 exons. The record is from RefSeq and is a predicted model, not a curated record. Bases 220 to 2049 code for a protein of 609 amino acids. Gene Ontology annotation, biological process: apoptotic process; negative regulation of toll-like receptor 9 signaling pathway.